Messenger RNA from Exaiptasia diaphana, 1671 nucleotides. Its product is annotated as coagulation factor XIII A chain. Lineage: Eukaryota; Metazoa; Cnidaria; Anthozoa; Actiniaria; Aiptasiidae. The coding region runs from base 116 to 835 and encodes 239 amino acids. Gene Ontology annotation, biological process: peptide cross-linking. The transcript has 5 exons. The record is from RefSeq and is a predicted model, not a curated record. Gene Ontology annotation, molecular function: protein-glutamine gamma-glutamyltransferase activity.
ACCGCUAAGGACCUACUCUUGAGCUCUCCCAGCGAGAAGGAACAGCGCCAAGAUUUUGUACACCUGAACGCCAGCAUCCUCCCUUCAGUCUAGACCGACAAUCGACUCCCAAAAUAUGCCUGGUAGAAGAAGACCUGCAUUACAAUACAGCGAUGACGCUACGCGGAAAAGAAAGCGCCAGCAUUCGGCUUCAACUGAUGAUGAAAGUUCUAGAAGAGGAAAGAGGCGAAGAAGCAGCCCCAACACCUCAGAGUCCCGGCGACAUAAGAAGCUUGGUGAAGAAUCAAGUGGGCGAAAGCGCAUGACAGGAACUAAGGAAUUUAUAGAAAAAAUGAAGUCAUUAAAAACYAGUACUAGAAAGAUUGAAGCUUCUCAGCUAAAGCCCGAGAAGGUUGAUUUUCACAUUGAGGAAAACCGUGCAGGUCACCACACUGAUGAAUAUGCUAUGGAAAGUCUUAUUAUAAGGAGGGGACAAGAGUUCAAAGUUACUCUAGCAUUUGACCGUCCAUUUGACCUUAGAAAAGACCAACUGACCUUGCAACUUACUUUUGGGACUCGACCUCAAAAAAGUAAAAACUCUUUGAUUCGUGUCAAAGAAGCCAAAGAACUUUCUACGUCAUCCUGGGGCAUGCGCGUAGAUGGUACCGUACCAGGUAACAAUGUUAACCUGACAUUGAUGUCUCCCGCUAAUGCCUUUGUUGGAGAGUACUCCGUCUACGUUGAAACCAAAACCAAGAAAACAGGAAGCGAAGAAUGUCUCAGGUUUAGGAAGAAACUUAACGAAACGUUUUUUGUUUUGUUUAACGCAUGGUGUAAAGGUACAGUACUCGUAUAGGUGGAUCUUUGUUUACAUGAUUUUCCUCAUUAGCAUAAGCUUUUUUGCUUUUAAACAAGCUAAAUCCAAAUCUAUACUGGAUAUUUACAGAUAUUAGCUCAAUUAGCACUCCACGAAAAUUUGAGCUUGAUAUAUCUAAUAGAUUUCGCAUAAUAUGGCUUUAAAAACUACGAAUUUUACAAAGAAUGUAUGGGCUCAUUAGCGCUUUGCCACACAGACUUUGCCACACAGAAAAAAGCCACGAAAUAAGAAAACUUAAAUCAAAACUUAGAAAACCUCGUAAAUCUACAGAUUUCACAACACUUUGAGCUUUUUGCAUUCAAUUUUAAACACGAUAUAUCAGUUUUGAGAACAAUGGAAAAUCGGGCUGUGUGGCAAAACGCUAAUGAGCCCAUACAUUCUUUGUAAAAUUCGUAGUUUUGAAAACCAUAUUACUCCAAAUCUAUUCCAUGGAUUUAGCUCAAAUUAUCAAUAACAGCUAAUCUUACAGAGUUCUUUCAAUAUUCAGUGUGUAUGUGGUGUUAGCCGAAAAAAAAAUGUAAACAAUGACGUCAGCAAAGAUCCACCUAUAGUUCACGUUCUCACGUUCUCUGCCGACAACCGAGAGAAAUUGUGACUGAAUAGACCUCUGUUUGGGACAAAACAUGGCGAUUUUCUUUUGUUUUCUCCAGAAACUGUUCCCACAAUGCAUUGCUAAUCAAGCAGUGACGUAAAAGGUUCAGAAGUCUAUUGUAAAUCAACUGAUAGCUCCGUUUCACACCUCGGCAACUAGAAUCCCAAAAGUGUUUUGUUGUUUAAGGACAGGAAUUAUUCCAUUUGUUUCAGAUGACACGGUA